Molecule: messenger RNA, 5333 nt
Organism: Gadus chalcogrammus (walleye pollock)
Lineage: Eukaryota; Metazoa; Chordata; Actinopteri; Gadiformes; Gadidae
Gene: fhdc1
Product: FH2 domain containing 1
Exons: 12
Coding region: 1-3618 (1205 amino acids)
Source: RefSeq, a predicted model, not a curated record
AUGAGUCUCCCGUCCACGAGCGACGACGCCGAGGGCGGAGUCGGCGGCGGCGGUAGCAGCAGCGAGAGCCUCAGCUGCACCGCCGACGACGACACCCAUCCCCAGUCCCCCUCGCCUCGCGACCAAUCCCAAGAGCCCCCGCCCCUGGGAGCGCCUCAUGCACCGGCCCCGCCCCCUCCUCCGCCGCCGCCGCCGCCACCACCACCCCCACUACCGCCACCUCCGCCCGACAUCGGCGGCCACGGCGGGGUGCGGAAGAAGCGUCGCGUGCGGAGCUUCUUCUGGAAGACUAUCCCGGAGGAGAAGGUGCGGGGCAAGCCCAACAUCUGGACCAUGGCCGUGCGCCAGCAGCAGUACCAGAUCGACGUGAGCUCCGUGGAGGAGCUGUUCGGACAGCGCGAAGAGGGCGGCGGCGGGGGCGGCGUGGCCCACCGGCGGGACAAGACGCCGGCCUCGGAACAGCAGGCGGGGGUCGGACGGACCCGCUCCUUCAAGGAGAGCAGCAAGGAUGAGAUCAACAUCCUGGACGCUAAAAGAGGAAUGAAUGUCGGAAUUUUCCUGAAGCAGUUUAAGAAGUCCAACCAUUCCAUCGUGGAAGACAUACGACAGGGAGAAGGCCAGAUCUAUGGAGCAGAGCUACUAAAAGACCUUCUCAAGCUGCUGCCUGAUGCAGAGGAGAUCAAGAAGCUCCAGUCCUUUAAGGGGGACCCAAGCAAGCUGACACUUGUUGAUUCCUUUAUGUUCCUGUUGAUCCAGGUACCACGGUUCGAGGUUCGGAUCGAGGCGAUGGUGCUCUGUGCAGAGUUCUCUGCUUCCUGUGCUGUGAUGAGCCGUGAGAUCGAUGUCAUUCGUGUGGCCACUAAAGAGCUAAUGAACUGCGAAGAGCUCCAUGCAAUCCUGCACUUAGUGCUCCAGGCUGGGAACAUCAUGAACGCUGGUGGAUACGCUGGAAACGCUGUGGGAUUCAAGCUCUCGUCUCUCCUCUCACUGGCUGACACUAAGGCCAACAAGCCCGGGAUGAACCUGCUGCACUUUGUUGCUCUGGAGGCAAAGAAGAAAGACGAGAUGCUGCUCAAGUUUCCAGAAAAACUUCAAGAUGUCCAAAGUGCUGCUAGAAUCUCAGUGGAGAGCAUUGAGUCGGAGUUCACCUCCCUUUACGUCCGGACCAAGACCCUGGAGGAGAAGGUGCAGGAGGACCAGGAGCUCCAUCUGCAGCUGGAGCCUUUCCUCCAGAGUUCGGGACAGACCCUUCAGGACCUGAAAAGACGCCGGCUAGAUCUGCGCAAGGAAGGGAACGCCUUGAUCGACUUCUUCUGCGAGGACAAGGAAACCUUUAAGCUGGAUGAAGGCUUCCGCAUCUUUCAAGAUUUCUGUAUUAAGUUCAAGAAAGCCGUCAAGGACAACCAGGACCGGGAACUGAAGGAGGAGGCCAGGCAUCGGCGGCUGAGGGAGCUGGAGGAGAAGCGCUUCGCCUGGACCGGCGCCGACCAGAGCGCGGGGGGCUUCGGUCGGAGCUCCAGCGAGAAUGACGUGGAGAUGCUCACCAAGGAAGGCCUGCUGGGCUUCUUCCAGCAGCGAUCCCAGAGCCCGGGCAGCCCCAUGUCGCGCUCGGCCAGCGCCCGUCGCCACCGCCACACCGUCAACUCCGCAGCUGACCGCGAGCUCCAUGGGUACCUGGAGCUGUUUGGCGAGCCCGGGGCUCCCACCGACUUCUCCAGGUUCAACAGCCUACCUCGGGCGGGCCGCACCCAUCAGCGGAGGACCGCUCCCUGGAUCCUCUCCGACCUGGACAGCAGCCCCGAGCUGGGGCGGGACAGACAGCCCGCGGCGCUGUCACCGAGUCCAGAAACAGAGCCCAUUAGUCCCCUGGCCAGGUUCUCUUCCCCAGGGUUUAAUGCUAAUGAGGACCCCUAUUGCAACAACAAUAAUUACCGCUCUGUGUCCGAGGGCAGUGCUCUGCCCAGCUCCUGUUACAUGUUCCGAAGCCCAGCGCAACUCCCCAACCCAACAAUUACAGGGCAUAUGAACAUAAGUGUUGAGAAACACACGCUAGUCCAAGGACCUCAAACCUUUGACUUAGCUAGCCCGAACAACAACAGCAAUCACACACACUUUGUCCAACAGGGGGAUUUUGGGACUUACGAGGAGGGGCAGAGAGGGUCCUCUCCGAUAAACCUUGUUUUGGACAUCACUCCACUUAGUAACAUUUUAGAAAGCGACACAGAUCCCAAGGAAUUGGGUAAAGCGGGGAUAACUCAGUCUGGAGAUUGGCUUCACAAGGACAUAGAAGAAGAGGACAACAGCAGCCUUUCAUCAACCACCUGCGAUACGCCCCUCCCACUAGACUCCUCUGUGUCCAAUAAGAAGCCGAUGUUUAACAUUCUGGACUGCACCGAAGCCGACUGCUCUGUUGCAUUGGAUUAUUCCGAGAUAGACAGCUUGCCGAUAUUGAGGGAAGGGUUGGACCUAAAAACUCCAAACAAGAAAAACGGCCAGGAGAUCAAGCAAAACACAUUCUCUCCCAAUGAGAAGUCGGCCUCCACCUCGACCAACGAGCUCUCGGCACGAAAAUCCACUGACGCGUCCUCCGUCACGCCAUCAGCUACCACAGAAGACUGGGACACAGACAGCUGUGACACGGCAGAGGGGAAAAAACCGGGGAAGGUAGCAUCUGUAACCGGCACCACAAAACUACCACAGGCAAAGAGCAAGGUUACCAAAGCAGUCAAGGGCCUCGGAUGUCUCGGUGUUAGGACGCUGACCAACAGUGAGAACCAGGGCAUGCGUAAAGUGGUUCCCCUAACCAGGCACAACAGGUCGGUGAGCAACAAGCGAGCAGAGAGGCCGUCGGUCCAGGACGGCAGUGAGCCCCGGCGUCCGCUCCGUGACCAGAGCACCCCGGCCAGAGGGAGGAGUGAGAAGACCACCCGGACCCCGCGACACUCUAGCGUGCCCCCCGACGAGGCCAAGGCCCAGAGGGGAACCAGCUUGGCCGGCACCCUGUCCAGAUGGGCCCGGGAUAACACCCCGAAGAAGUCCUCUCUCCACAAGCCCAGCGCCAAACCCCUGAGGAACAUCCCCAAGGCUCCGCCAGAGGAGAAGAUGUGUCGCUCCACCAUGAGGGCCCUCGCCCAGGCCCAGGCCGCGGCCGAGGCCCUGGCUCAAGCCCAGGUCGGGGCCUCGUCCGAGGCCAGCAGCUCACAGGCCCUCGGUCCCAAAACCGCCUCGGGGGUUCCUCGCUUUGCUCGUAAUACCGUAGCUUCCACAUCCAGAAAGAUUAAGGAGCUAGUACCCACGUCCGUCCCGUCCACCCCUUCGCGGAGCCCGUCACUCCUGGGUCGAACGGCCUCAGCAAUACCGACCAGGAUGCCCUCUCCUGUGCUGAACGCUGCCGUCAGCAGGCAUGCUGCUUCCCCAGGGGACGAGCCAACCCAGGGGGCCACUGUGCGGAGAGUGCAGAGCGUGAGGGCCACCAGUCGAAGCGCAUAUCGAAGCGGUACGCCUCCGCCACCUACACUCCGGGAAGAGGUCCGCAAGGCCAACAGCUUUUCUGACAAGAGCACCCAAUCCAGAGAGGUGGUAGCGACCCCCAGAGGGUCUAAGCCAACCUGGAAGUAAAGCUAUGGUCUGUUGAAAUGUAACUCGAGAAACAGAAAGACAAAGAGCCCCCCAUUUUUCCUGAGAGAUGCAAACUCAAUUUGGGUCUGGUUCACCAAUGGCGCUGUAGACUUUUAAUCUUUCCUUAUAUAUAAUUAAAGACGCCUGGAAUCUGGUUAAAAAUAUCCAUACCUCAUCGACGUAAGCUCCAUCGGCCAUCUUUGUAUUAACUUGAUGAAUGAGGUUGAGUGAAGAGCAAGAUGCAAAGUACUGUUACAAGAGACAUUUAUUCACAGAGAGGAUUUAUUUUUUCAUCGUAUUCCUUGUUAUAUUUUCAAAUUAUAUAUUGCGAGUGAAACUAAACUGACAAAUGGCAAAAUUCCACUUUUGCAAAAGAGCCUUUGUUGCCUGCUUAGCAGUCUGCUACUACGGAUACUAUACUACUGUUUAUGAUGACGGUUGACGAUGUAUAUGUAGGUGCAGCCUAACACUGUAAUGCUGCUAAUUAGCUUCGACAAUUUAAGAGUUUCAGUGUCUUUAAUUGAAGGUUUUAAGCCUUGUGAUAACCUUGCCUUGCUGCUGUCCUUUUCUCUUUUCUCGUGGACGUUUUAACGUUUUGUUAGUUAAUUAUUGCUUGAUACCUCAGAAAAAUAGGCCUGGAAUUAAAGAAACAUGGCCUUGGCAUACACAACACUGAGCUCCUCCAAUCAGAUUAGUCCAGCAGAGGCCUUUUAUACUGUACUUUUAUUUGUUUUCUGUUCUAGACCCCUCCAUACUGUCAUGGAGUAGAAAUGCACAUAAGAAACAUUCUUUUCUCAAUAGUUUAGCUCAACACAGAUGCUAAGAGCAUUUGCAAUGCCUCACGUUUUAACGAAAACACUGAAACAUGUCACCAAGAUCAUCGUAUUUAUACUGACUUCCAUUUGCUAGGAUUGUUCAAUGGUGAAUGUCACUUAGUAAUGCUCAGUGUAGCUGUCUGCCUUAGUUUAACUUUUAAAUAGAGACGAUCGUUGCACCUAUAGUCUCAAAGAUGACACACACACACACACACACACACACACACACACACACACACACACACACACACACACACACACACACACACACACACACACACACACACACACACACACACACACACACACACACCAUUGCCUUAAGCUAGAUGUAGCCCUUUAAUCACUAGCAGAAAUGGAAGGUGAUUGUAGAUAGGACUAAGAAGGUCAUCUUCCACACUUUUCACCAUAUUUAAAAGACACCAAUAGAUAUUUUUGUAAAUAAUGUAAAGAUUAAAUAUUUUUUCGGAUUAUGGUUGCAUACACGGCAUACAAUGUAUACAAAAAUGUAUAAAGUGAGCACUAAAAAAGAGAAGGAUUUCCCUGUACAUGUUCCAUCUCUGGUUUAGUCUGAAAUAAGGUACACAAUAAAGAGCAUGCCUAAUCAACAUGUAUUUUGCACUGCACACAAGGAACGGUUUGUCAUACACAUGAACACACAGGAAUAAGCUUUACAGAUGGAGAAGGAGCAGCUAGAGGGAAGCAAAUCAUCCAUGAUCAAUUAGUUAGUUGAUGCACUAGUGUCUAUGUUUAUAGUUACCAUUAAAAGCAACUUUACAAUCUCUAAUUGACCACGUUCCUUGAGUUGUUGUUCUACUGUCUGAAUUGAGUCACAUAAUUUGCUUACAUCCAUGCAUCGCAUUUUCUAAUUUGUUUAAAUUAAAAUAAAAUUACGUUGAA